AAAAUUAAUAGAAUGUAAUCAAGUCAUUCUAAUUAAUUAUUUAAUGAAUAAAUUAUCGAAAACAAUUAAUACAUGCUCAGAAUAAUAUAAUAAAUGGCGAAUCUAAUACUUCUAGAUAUUUCUGAAAUGCGGCCCGUUAAAUAAUAUUAAUGCAUUGUAAUUAGAUUUUUCCGCAGCGUCAAGGGUUGUGGUGGUCCGCGCCUCCAUUUCCCACAAUGCAUCACGCCCUAGUCGUCGUCUGCCCCCCCCUCCCAAUCAGGCGCUUUCCCUCUCCACUGAACUCAGAGCUGCUUGUGUAAAUCGGUGUUGUUGAAGCUAACGAUGGCGGCGGCGGUGGGAUGCGGCUCGGCGGCCGGGGCUGCUGGCGGAGCAGCGGGCGGCAUGGCUGCGGCGCGCGGGCGCUUCCCCGGGCGGCCGUGGUCGUCGCGGAGCCGCCUGCGCUCGGAGAAGCGGUGGCAGCUCGGCCGCUCGGGCACGGAGCAAGACGACACUAGCGGCGGUGGUGGUGGUAGUGGUGGAGGAGGCCCGAGGCCUGGAAGCUGCCUGGCGCUUGCGUCCACCGAGGACCCGUCUCACCUCCGCCUUCUGGGGAUCGGGGCGAGUUACAGGCGCCUGGGGGAUGCUGGGUACAGCUCGAGCGGCAGCGAGGAGGGAUCAGAAUUCAAAGGUUUCGAGGCUGAAAAUGAAAACAGCAGUGUUCCUGAACAGUCCAGACGAAAUCGUCCUAAACGUAAUCGGGCAUCAACAAUUUCUUCAAAAAGAGUACGUCGGAGACGAGCUCCUGCAACAGCCGCGGUCAGCAAGGUUCAAGCACCUCAGAAUGAUUUCGGAUGUACACAGGAACCUCCCAGCAAAGAGUCUUGCAAUGCUGUUUUGAUCGAAGAUACAGUUUCUGGCUCAGAUAAGCUAACAAAACAAAGACGAAAAAGAGGCUCUGUGAAAGACGAUGCUUCGUCUUCUCCGAGGAUCACUAUCAAGUUAGUGACUAAGAGGAGAGUAGUAGAUGCAUCACAGAAGUCGGAAACUAAAGAAAAUCAAUGUGCCCUAGUCUCAUCUGCACAAGUGAGAUUAAAGAGAGGUGCGAAAGCCCCAGAAAGUGGUCCUGUCGAGGUCAAAGAAGAGAUCGUUGCAAGAAGACGAGGGAGAUCUGCAUCUGUUCCCCAGAAAGUGCCAGAUGCAAAGGUUGAUGACCAAAAAGCGGAGGAAAAGUUGAGGAAGUCAACCCGCAAGACUUCAACGUCAUGUAGUGACACUGUAGAAGCAAAGACUGGUGAAAAGAAGGCGGUGCCAACUGACAGCCUGUCAAAAGAAAGCACAGAAGUCAAAAAGCUUGUGAUUCGCAGGCGGCACAGGUUAGACUCGAACCACGUUGAGCAGCCAGGAGACUACAAAGAGGAGGCCACGUUGUCCGAGUCGGUAUUAGAGGUAUCAACGGUCGGGGAACCUAAACCACCUUCGAGGAAGAAAAAGAAAAAACGGAAGAAGCGGAAUCGGAAAGAAAAAGCUUUAGAAAAGGAUGACAAAAACCGUGAGGCUUUGACUCCGCAACUGACGGGAGAUUCGAUAGAGAACAAUUUCGUGGGAAUCCCAGGAUUAAAAUUGACACGAAUACGAAACCCAAAAGCCAGGUCACGUAAGAAAUGCAGUAAGUUUAUUUGGACCCUAACACUGGUAAAAUGCAAAAGCAAAACUGUCAGUCCCCCAACCCAAGAAAAUCUAAGCAAAGCACCAGAAAGCCUUAGCAAAGAGACAGAAUGUCCCUCGAAGCCAACAAAGGAGCUGGAUGUUCCAACAGAACCUGCAUCUUGUCCAACUGAUAGUUCAGAGACUAACACUUUACAGGAGCCAAAAAUUGAAGAAUUGUUAAACACUGUUAAUGUUACCAAAAGCCCUAAAAAUACAGAGAAAGAUGACGAGAUUUUAAGAAAGGCCGAGGUGACUACUGAAAAAGUUGAUGAGGAGACAUCAAGGAACGAUCAUGAGGAGGGAAGCUUGAGGAUGAAUAAUGAUAAGACCUCAAGUAAGAAUGAGGAGAUAAAUUCAAGAAAUGAUGGUGAGCUGAUCUCAAGCAAGAAUGCGGAGACAAGGUCGAAAAAAGGCCGACAAGUGACCUCUGGAAAGAGUGCAGAAACAGGGUCAAGAAAUGACUGUGAGGUGGCCUUAAGAAAAGAAGAGGAAAAGCCUCAGAUCUCGGUUGCAUCUGAGGUCCUGAAAGAGCCAGCUGAGACAGAUCUAGAGGCGAUGGAUAAAGAUUUCGUUCCUCCUCUCCAGAUAAAGGUUGUGUCAUCACCAGGAAAACAUAAAAGCUUAAAACAGUCAUUUUCAGUCCAGCAAGCUGUAUCUUCACCCAAGUCUAAUCUGAAAGAGGGUUCUGAAGAAGCUGAUCAUCAGUCUCCGUUAGAAAUAGAGAACCAGAUCAAAAUUACAGCCCCUCCUCUUAUGGGCAGGGCAAGACACAAAAUGAGUCCCAACUCUCCUCGAAAGAAGCGUGUAAGGCAUAGACCUUGGACAAGCUGCAGGAGAAAGCCUAAGAUUGCUUCUUCUGGAAAUGACUCAAAUUCCAAAAUGAUUGCUGAAACUGGGAGUUCUGUUAUUGAGACAAAUGCUCUGGUCGCUGAGACAGAGGCUCUAGCUGUCGAGGCAGAGGCUCUAGCUGUCGAGGCAGAGGCUCCAGCUGUCGAGGCAGAGGCUCCAGCUGUCGAGGCAGAGGCUCCAGCUGUCGAGGCAGAGGCUCCAGAUGCUGAGACAGAGGUUCUAGCUGCUGAGGUGGAAGCUCCAGCUACUGAAACUGUAGCGUCAGCCAUUGAAACUAAAGUUCGAGCCGCUAAAACUGAACCCAAAGUGGGGGAAUUACCAGAAUCACAUGAACAGUCUAAACCAAGGAAAUGUCAGGUUGCUCUCUCAAAAGCAAAAGGAUCUCUGCCAAGAUGUAAAACACCAAUGGCAGAGGCAGCUGAACCUACAGGUGUCAGUUCAGCACCUCAACCUGCGACAGAAACGCCAGAAAUUAAGAGUAAAGAGGAACCGUUAACUGAGGCUGCAGCAGUCUUGGUUUUAGACCCUCAGUUGACGAUACCUGGUAAAGCAGAGCCUCUCCUCUAUGCUCGGCAACCAAUCAAGCAAGGCAAGAAAAGGCGAAGAUCUUUAAAAGGACAAAGGUUAAAAGCUCGCAGAAAGAGGUUGCCCUCACGACCGUUAACGGAAGACGCUGAUGUUUGCUCAGAGGUCGUAGCUUCCGAGCCAGCAAGGUCCAAGCUAGUUGGCAUGCUAAAAUCAAAGUACAGAAAGAGGCAUGUUUCAAGUCUUCCUUACACCCUUGAAGACAAAAAAAGGAGGGCAAUGUUGCUAGCAGAGCAAGUGGAACAUGAACUUGGUGCUCAAAGUAAUGAACAAGAAGAAAAGGCUUCUGGCGAUGAAAAAACGGAUACAGAUUCUGUUAAAGUUCAACCGGGUAAAACCACAUUUGUAAAAAACAUCAAGCAUUUUAUAAUGCCAGUUGUCAGUGCUCGGUCCUCACGGGUGAUCAAAACGCCAAAGAGAUUUAUGGAUGAUGCUGACAUGUCAGAUCUGCCACGGAGGAACGCGCAGAAAAAAGGGCACCAGUUAGGAUUGAUUCCCAAAUCAAAGAAACGAGAUGGCAGUGACGAGAAAGAUGAGCCCUCAGCUCUUCUGUCACCGGACGAGGAGGACCUUUUGUUAGAACUACCCGAAGCUCAGUUAGAUCUCGAUUUGUCUUCUGCUGAAGAAUCUAAGCUUGAGCCAGUGGAUGACUUGGAAAAUAUCGGUGAUGAAAAGUUUUCCGGCAAAAGAAAAUCCUUACUUCGAGACCCAGGAUUUAAUUGGCAGGUACUGGAGCCUGCAGGUCCAGAGAUCUGCAACUUUGACCAAGAUCUCGAAAAGGAAUACGAGGCAUUGUUGUCUGAAGAUUUUUCAUUUGAUUCGAUAAUUGACUCGCCUCAAACAAAGAAGCCGAACUUGAAAUUCAAGAAGCCACAAUCGCACUUAAAGCUCUACAAGAAACUCAAGGAUGAACUCAACUUGGGUUCCACCAAGCAAAAGCUGAAAAAGCUCCCAUCUGUUGACCCAGGGAAAGCUGUUUUACCCCCGGCUGAGGCACAAAGUGUGGAUUUAAAGAACGAAACCAGUUUCAUUCAGUCUCUUUCUGAUAUUAAGGCGGAAAAAGCUAAACUGAAGAUUGAGGAUCUUGACACUCCAGGGGUCGUUCGCAAAGUGUCCAUCUGUGUUCGUGCCCUCGGCAACAAGCUGUUGGCGCAGCACCAGGAAGAGCAGGUCGAUGAAAUGCAAGACGAAUUCUCCAUCCAUACAGAUAUUUCACUUCCCAAGAAAUCCAUGGACAUGGAGAAGUUGUUUCAAGCUGAAUCGAGACACGAGAAGUCAAAAGAUCAAAAUAAAAAGAACAUCGUCGAGCCGAAGGAAAGGAGCGUUGUCCAACGGCCUCACCUUUCCAGUGCCAACAAGCGCAUGUUCAACCUUCUCAGGAAAGCCAAGGUUCAGCUCAUCAAGAUUGAUCAGCAAAAACAACUCAAGUCAUCAGGGCUCUUGUCAGAAAGCCGAAUCCCAGCUGAGAAGAAGCCGAUCAGAAAACCAAUGGUGCAAGCUAAGGAUUCCUGUCCUGACAAGACUGUUGCUACCUCUCCAGAGCUGGAGCCUACCAGAGGAGGUCCUCGCAUCAAGCAUGUUUGUCGAGCAGCAGCUGUGGUUCUGGGGCAGCCACGUGCCAUCGUCCAAGACGACAUCCCCAGACUCAGUGCACUUCCACUGCAUGAAAGAUCAGGCAUUUCACCAUCACCUGCUGCUAAAGAUGUGGAAUCGCAUUCUGACCCAGACAGCCCUAUCAUGCCAGAACAGAGGACACCGAAGUUUCGCAAAGCUCGCCAACAUGCCCGCCGAUGUGGCCAGUGCAAAGGCUGUCUUCAUGAAGAGGAUUGUGGCAAGUGCGUUAACUGCCUGGACAAGCCCAAAUUUGGCGGCCCUAACACCAAACGACAGUGUUGUGUGUAUAAGAGGUGUGAUGAGGUUGAAGAAAGAAAGGCCUUGAGAUUAGGUGGCAAGGUCUAUAAAGGGCAAAUGAAGAGGCGUCGCUCAUUAGUCAGUGCUGACCACUCAAGUAAUGAGGAAUGUGAAAUGACAGAGGCAGCGUCUGUAGGAGGAGACAGCCAGAGUCCGUCAUUACGGAAACAACCCAAGCGCACUGUUAAACCACGCUACUACUGCGAUCUGCUGGAUUAUGACUCGGACCUCGACCCGGACAUCAACAGGACGCCACACUCAACCUCACCAGCCCGGAGGAGAGCGCCUGGUCCACGCAACAAUGAUUUUGUGUCACUGGACGACUUUGUUGGUGAUGACCUUGACGAUGGAGUACGACAUCGCAGACCAGGAUUUAACAGAGUUCCACCUAUCAGACGGAAACCUGAGAAGAGUCCUCAGGAGCAGACACCACCCAGUGUCCUGGCAGCGCUGGCUAACGGUUUUGCUGAGAGAGAAAACGAGCCGUCUGAGCCCACAUACAAGAUCUGUGUCGACUUUAAGGAGGACUGCACUGUGCAGAGUGUCUGGUCGACGGGUGGUUUGAGCAUUCUCACCUCUGUGUCUCUCAUGCCUUCAUCUGUGUGCCUGCUAUGUGCCAGCAAAGGACAACAUGAGAUGUUGUUCUGUCAAGUGUGUUGCGAACCUUUUCAUCACUUCUGCUUGGAGCCGUCAGAGCGGCCAGUGAAUGAGAAUAAGGAGAACUGGUGCUGUCGUCGCUGCAAGUUCUGCCGUGUGUGCGGUCGCAAGAACAGACAUUCCAAACCUCUGCUUGAGUGUGAACGAUGCCAAAACUGCUAUCAUCCUGCCUGUCUAGGGCCGAACUACCCCAAACCCAACAAGCGCAAGAGGCCAUGGGUGUGCAUGACAUGCAUCAGGUGUAAGAGCUGUGGCGUGACUCCAGGGAAAAGCUUUGACACAGAGUGGAACCACGAAAAAGGCUUCUGUUCUGACUGCACUCGGUUGUUUGAUCAAGGUAACUACUGCACAAUGUGCUUUAAGUGCUAUGAGGACAACGACUAUGAGAGUCAGAUGAUGCAGUGCUCGAUAUGUAACCACUGGGUUCACGCCAAGUGUGAGGGAUUGACCGAUGACAUGUAUGAGAUCUUGUCAAGUUUGCCAGAGAGCGUCGUGUAUUCAUGCCAGCCUUGCAUUCGGGCACAGGCCAGUGUAGUUCAGGAGACUGAGGAGGGAGAAGGAUGGAGGGAGCUCUUGCUGCUGGAGCUCAGAGCCGGAGUGGAGAAGGUGCUCGCCUGCCUGCUGAGCUCUACUCUCACUCAGCACCUGGUAACUUGCAGCGAGUGUACAGAUGUGGACGAAAUUGGGGACGGAGUUGAUCGAGUUGAUGAUCUUCCUGUUUGCGAUUUGCGUGCUGUAGGGAAGAGGUUUGACAAAAGCUUUUAUAUAACACUGAAAGCUUUCCAUGAGGAUGUGGUGAGAGUGAUUCGCAAAAGGCUAGACGAAGAGGAAUCCUUACCAGAGGCAAAACCAACUGCUCUGGCUCGCUCUUACUAUCUGAAGCUUAUGGAAGAGGUUUUCAGCUGGUUCAACAGUCAGGAUCCUAAAGUGUGGGAUCCACGCUCCAAACAUCUACCAGCUGGAAUGCUCCCAAACGCUGUAAUACCACCAACAAACGAACAUGUUUUUGCCCAAUGGCUGGAACGAGAAGAAAAGAGCAGGACUGUGAACACCACAAAGCAAGCAGGAGGCCUUACAGAGGUCAAAGGGGAAGAUGGAGCGAUCAGCUGUACCCCUCUGUCUCGCAGGCCCAUCAGUGGCCAAUAUAGAGAUUUGAGCAUGAGACUAAAACUGACAGGGAAGAAAUCACGAUCAUCCAGAGAAGAGCUGGACACCGGGUGGUCAAUGGAGGAUGAGCGUCAGUGUGUUCUGUGUCAGAAGUAUGGUGAUGCGAGAUCCAGUGAUGCAGGCCGUUUGCUCUAUCUUGGGCAAAAUGAGUGGGCUCAUGUCAACUGUUCGAUGUGGUCAGCUGAGGUGUUUGAGGAGGAUAACGGCUGCUUGAUGCAUGUACAUAGUGCAGUUGCAAGAGGCCGCCUUAUGCGCUGUGAACGAUGUACCCAGACUGGGGCAACAGUAGGCUGCUGCCUUACCUCCUGCCAAAGCAACUACCACUUCAUGUGUGCCCGUUCUCGCAACUGUGUCUUCCAGGAUGACAAGAAAGUCUUCUGCUACAAGCACCGUGAUCUCAUCAGUGGAAAAAUUGUCACUGGUCAAGGGUUCGAGGUUCUCCGGAGGGUGUAUGUGGACUUUGAGGGGAUCAGCCUUCGCAGGAAGUUUCAGACAGGAUUAGAACCAGAAUAUAUUAAUAUGAUGAUUGGUUCUCUUCAAAUCAGAAAACUUGGGAAGCUUAAUGAUUUGUCACCUAUUCAAGGAAAACUUUUUCCAGUUGGUUACGAAUGCACUCGGUGGUACUGGAGUACAGUAAACCCACGACGUCGCUGCAAGUACACAUGCCGGGUCAGGGAGGUACGACCACCAGUUCAGGAGAAGCCAGUAGAAGAACUGGCUGACCAGGGAGAAAAUCGCACAAUUGCUCACAGUCCAUGUCCACAAUCAGAAUCUGAAACUACGGAGGGAGAUGCGACACCAGCAAAUCCAAGUUUAAUAUCUCCCUUUGCUAAGCCAGACUCUGGUACUCGACCUAAAAAUUCUGCCUAUUCAAUAAAUAGAAGACCAGCUGGUGGGCUAUCUAGACCACUUCCAUCUCCAGGAGCAGCCCCUUCAAAGCCCCACCAUAUUUUGACUAUUAGUGAUCUUGAUGACACCCGCAGACCACGGCGACAUACACCACAGAAUACUGGCAUUCGUGGUCACAAUUCUUGCCCCUCUUUGGGAUCUCCAACUAGCUCGAGUAACCUUCGAUCUGGGGGUUCCCUUCACUCUAAAACCACCCAGCCUACCUCCCCAAUUUUCCCACUUGGUGCUACUGAAAACUUGACCUCCUCGUCAACCCGCCCUGUCAGUCGAAGCGCUUCCUCUGCCCGGGGUGCCGGAAUUUUGGCAUCCCAUUCUACCUCAGGACUGUUUCCAGAGCCCAUGUGGCAUGGUGGCACCGGCAGCCCCCCUCCUUCUAACCGAUCCCUGUCUUCGCCCACCCACCUUUCAACAAGACCAAGGUUGCCUUUUGACCUUAAUCAGCUGGACUCUGCAGAACUGCCACACAAUUUCAUGGCAUCACCACAAGAACUGCCUACAGAAAAUGGAACCUCACCUUUAAGAGACGCAGUAGAUCCACAAAGAGGCAGUCAUCUAGUCACUGACAAGGAAUUCCCAUAUACUCCCUUUCAGUUGGACUCGGACCUAACUGUGGUAUCAGAACUUAAAACUGAGCUUGAAAUUGAAGCAACAGUACUAAAUGAGGGGGUGACUAUGAACUGUAGUGAACAGAUUGUCGUUGAAGGUGAAGAGGAUCAAGAUGAGUUUUGGGGUCCAGACGCACAGGUGGCUGCUCGAAUAUUACCUCAUACUACAGAGGAUUGGGGUAAUAGUUCCUCUGAUGAUGAUAUGGGAAAUUAUUUUGACUUUUCACGCACUAUAGUAACUUGCAAAGGCCCAAAAGAAGCCUCAAAGACACCCCCUUCCACCUCCAUAAAAUCAAUUUCACAAUUGGAUGGUGUAGAUGAUGGAACUGAGAGUGAUGCAAGUGUAACAAGCAGUAAUACCCAAAAUCUGAAGAACCCAAGUCAGGUUCAGAAACCGUCUCAGGCUCUUGAUGGUCUGCAUCACAAACAGUGGAAUAGUAAUGGGCUAUGUGUAGAACUCCCAAGUCUGAGCAGUCAGCUCCAACCUCCAGCCAAGCCAUUUGGCUCUUUAUCUUUGGUUAGUACUACUGAUCAGAGUUCAAGUAGCCCAACACAUUCCCAGAUUCCACAAGAAACCAUGGGUUACACUAAAUCAGGCUUCCCAGAUAUAUAUCAGAACACUGACUUUCUUGGUCAAACAUUUCAGUCAAGUCCUGUGGUGCCCCUCAGGAGACAUCAGCUAAUUUUGUUGUGCCAAAGGAAACAGAUACAACAUUUUCCACUUUCAGUGAAGACAUCCAGGAAUUCGGUUUACCUACAGAUCUGGGGUUACCUGAUGCUAGACAGAUGUGACCCUCCCUCACCCAGCACCUGUUUUACUGAGCUAGUUACAGUUAAGGAAGAUCCUCAAAUAGACAUGCAAGAAUCCACAGAGACAAAAGAAAUCUACUUGGAUCAUAACAGUGGUCAUUUUGUUUCCUCCAUUGAUGGUUCUAUGAUUUGCCCAGAUGGUUUAGCAAAGGGUUUAACAGAAGAGUCUUUUACAAACCCAGCAAAUGGAAGCCAGAAUCAAGUACCGCCAGAGCCAGUGUCUACAGCUACAGAAAUUGGCAGUUCUAAAGUUCAGUCUGCUCCAUGUUUGCAGUCUUCGUUCAUGUCAUUUGCAAAUUCAUCAUCUUCAAAUAUUACUUUACACCCUGUCCAAAUCUCUGAAAACAAGACAGUCCUUCCACCAAUGGAGACUUUUCGUAACAAACUGCUAUCACCAACAGACAUAGGACAACAGUCAAUUCCAAGAGGAGUGAAUUCUGCUGAUUUGCCUACACAGCCUGAUUCAGUGCUUCCUCCACAAUCAGGCACCGGUGUAGCCCUUGCAUCUCUUAGGGCAGUGCCUUUCGCACAACCUGUGGGCUCAGCAACAGUCAGCAUAGUCCCAGCUGUACACUCCCAAGGACCUGUUCAGUGCCAUUCAGUACCCUCUAUAAUUCAACCAUGCCCUGUUGUUGUCAAUGGCUUUAGCUCUAUGCCUAUGCAAAGGGAAGCUACCACAGGGCGUACAAUUUCCAUCAACUUUUCCACUCCUAGACCAACAUUGGAGCCUCAACAAACGAUGACUCAAGCAUUACCAGGUCAUGCAAUUCUCACUGUGAAAGAGGUGGGUGGACCCAAUGUGGAUCCAACCCCUCAUGUUUUACUUGUCAAUCGUCUUGGCCAAAUCUUUGUCAAAAAUCCUGAAAGCAACACUUUUCAGCUUCCCAGUCCCACCUCACCUUCCUACAACUGCGUUACACAGAUCGCCAGCCUUUUGCAAAGCAAUGCUCUCUCUGCUACUCUGGCAGCUGCAGGCAACAUACCUGCAGUUGCUGGAGCAGCUAUCACAGCCCAAGUCCCCAGAAUGGUGACACCUGCUAUUCAGAACUCCAAUACCAUAACUCAGCUCCUCACUUCUAAUAGCAAAGCAACAGCAUCACCAAUAGAAGUCCAGAAAACAAACUGGAAUCCAAACGAACCUGCUGAUGUCACUAUACCUGGGAUAAAAAAGCUACGGAAAAAGAAGGAACCCCCGACACCUCGGAAAACAAAGUUAACUACUGUACCUGAGUCAUCUGUCAAGCCAGAAGAAAAUCAGUCAGAGUGCGCUCAAGCUAUUAUUAACCAAGCAAUGGCCAGCUAUUACGACCCCAGUCGAAAGGCUAGUCGAAUUCUGAGCCCUCCCUUGCUGUGUAACACCACUGCUGUUGCCAAAGCCCAAUCCCCAAGUUCCGUAGUUCUAUCGCCAGGCCUUCUCAUUGAACCAGCAUCCACAAAUCCUCCACUAUCCACCCCAAGCUUAGUAACUUCUCGACCAAAGCAGGUUCGAAUGAAAAGGGUGUCCUCUCUCUCUGAUCGCAUUGCCACCAAAAAAUCUAAAUCUGACUUUUUAGAGCCAGAGCACAUCAGUGGCCCAGAAGAGCAACGCAAAUUGAAUUCCGCGGCUUCAAGGUGUGGUGGAGUUCGCAUCAAAACUCCAACUGUCAAAGGGAUCCUUGACCUGGACAAACUCAAUGAGGAGCACAGUAGUGAUUCUGAAAGCACGAAGUCAGGGCUUUGGGAUCGUUUUACUGUGUUCAGAGGUAGUGACACCAGUAAACCACAGGCCUUGGACACCACAUGGUGCAGUUCACUAUCUGACUGGAACAAAUGCUCAGGGAUGUUGUCAGGCUCCGAGGAUGAGAUGCCUCCUCCGGAUUGUGAAGAGAAACACCCCCCCAGAGGAGACCAGCCACACCUACGCUUCGAAAUCACUAGCGAUGAUGGUUUUAGUGUGGAGGCAGACAGCAUUGAAGUGGCCUGGAGGGCUGUGAUUGACGGAGUGCAGGAAGCUCGUGCUGUAGCCAAGCUUCGGCAACUUUCCUUCACAGGGAUUACCGGAUCUCGAAUGAUGGGGUUGCUCCAUGAUGCCGUGGUUUAUCUGGUGGAACAGCUUCAGGGGGCAAAGAGCUGCCAUGGUCACACUUUCCGAUUCCAUAAACAGCCAAGCCAGGAGGAAGAUUUGCCCAUUAACCCCAGCGGCUGUGCUCGCUCUGAGGUCUACCUUAGGAAAUCUACCUUCGACAUCUUCAACUUUUUAGCUUCCCAGCACAGACAGCUUCCUGACACUGAUCUCUGUGAUGAAGAGGAGGAUGAUGUUCUACUCAAAUCCAGCAGACGAGCAACGAGUUUGGAGCUUCCCAUGGCAAUGCGCUUCAGACACCUAGAACGAACUUCCAAAGAAGCUGUUGGUGUUUACAGGUCUGCAAUUCAUGGACGAGGGCUGUUCUGCAAGCGAAACAUUGAAGCUGGUGAAAUGGUCAUUGAGUACUCCGGCAUUGUCAUUCGCUCCGUUCUGACCGACAAACGGGAGAAAUAUUACGAUGGAAAGGGCAUCGGUUGCUACAUGUUCCGCAUUGACGACUUUGACGUCGUCGAUGCAACCAUGCACGGCAACGCGGCACGUUUUAUCAACCACUCGUGCGAGCCCAACUGCUACUCCCGCGUCAUCAACGUGGAGGGCCAGAAGCACAUCGUCAUUUUCGCCUUACGCAAGAUCUACCGUGGGGAAGAGCUCACCUACGACUACAAGUUCCCCAUCGAGGAUGCCAGCAACAAGCUCAGCUGCAACUGUGGAGCCAAGCGCUGCCGCCGCUUCCUAAACUGAGUGGACUGUUCAGAAAAUCCCGAAAAGUGCAGGGAGGAAAGAAGACGGGCAAUAAAUCGGAGGCAAAGUGGACUGUGGAAAGCGCCGAGAUGGAAAAGUCCCGCUAGCAGUGGUUUUUGAUAGUCUUAUAAAAUUAGGACUGAAACCACUGGAAGUCCACUGGACAGGUCUAGACACGGCUGAAGGGACAUGUGCGUGAUGCACAAGCACUCCAACAAAAAAGUGGGAUGGUCAUAGAAACACCUGCUUAACAAUCUGAGCAUUUUAUUCCAGACCACAAAACAGAAAAGUUCUGCUUCAUGCUUCCCUUUUUACAACACAGAGGUCUUUAUGAGGCUCAGACUAGUAGAGUUGUGCACUCCUCCUAUUGCUGAUAUUUGUCAAAUUGUUGCUGCUGAAAAACAAUUUUGGCUCAUUUUGGGAACCUGUGUAAGGUGUUCCAGGGUUUUUUUGGGUUUUUCCUUUCUUCGUUUUUGUGCACGAGCAACAAGUACAGAAAUUGUCUCGCUGAUAAAAUCUUGGUGGCUGGUGCAUCAGUUUUAGCUAUUACAACAGUUUUAUUUCCGGCUAAACAGAUUGUGCUGACCUUCUGCAGUCCAUGGCCUCUAAAAAUCUGACUCCGGUUUUCUCCUGCACUUCGAAACAAGUGCAAAUAGAUGUACAGGAGUUUUGUGGCAGUGAGAAUAUACUGUACCUGAAUGAAUAUAUGACUAAUCAAGAGAUAUAUCUAUAUAUACUUUUAACUGAGAUGUUUAUCUGUGAUGCUCAUGCUAGAACAUAGUAUAGGACUUGAUGUUUAGGAGAAGAUAAGGCUUUAUUCUGCUCAGGAAGAUGCUGUGAACCCCUGCAAUACGCCAUCACCACCCAUUCCGUUUGUAAAUCAUUUAGUAAGAAGAUUUUUUUUUCCCCUCAAUAGAACGUCUCGAAUCAGCCUUUAAGCUCUUUUUUUCAGAAGCCACUGCUGUAAUAUCUGAUUAGAAAACUCCCACUAGGCCUGUGUAUAUUAUUUAUUUUUAUAGCAUGUUUAUUUUUGUCCCAAUUCUUGACUAUUGUUAAUUUAAUCAAGCGGAAAUGUAUGUCUCCCUUCUUGGGACCCUGCUGUUUCUCACCCCCCCAUCCCCCCCACAUGUCAAUUUUGCCCAUUUUUCGAAACCUUUGAAUUCUUUAUGGUGCUAAACGUACAUUCGAAAUCGUACAUUUCAUCAUCUUCAUCUUUGCCAUUCAUUGCAGUGUAAGAGACUUUUUUAUUUGUGAAUCGCUCAAGUACUUGACACAUUAAAAUGAAUCUCGACAUGCCUUUUCCCCCCUCUGCUGUCGGCAUUGAACACUACUUGAGCUAACUAGGGAUACUCACUUCGUAUUUACAGCAUUUUUUGACAGUUCUUUCAUGUUUUCCUGUUUUAGUCACAUUUACAUACAUACAGAAAUCAUGAUCCCUAUAAUUGCUCAAGAAAAUCUCAGAAGCAACAUUUUCUGGUCCUCGGACAGAUUCUUUUUAGCAGUGAUUAAUAAUUACCGAUGGAUCAGUAAUUAUUAAUCACUCACAGCCCCCACGCACUCAGCACCUUGAGGUCCCUUUAUUUUAGACUUAAGACAUUUCCGUUUCCUUCUUUCAUAAGGAAAAAGAGACAACUGAUACCAAUCUUAGUAUCUCAGAAUGACGACUGCUCAAGCUUUAUGGCGUAUUUAUUCUUGUUUGUUGUUUAGAUUAUGGGAGUAAAUGUGCGUUCUCUAUGGCCAAGGUCUUUCUUUUGUUUACAUAGCAUCUUUAAUUUCUUUUUUUCUUGACUUGAACAUUCUUCGAGGAGGAGUUCUUGCAGUGCAGCCUUUUUAAGGUCGUGUUUUGAGCCAGAGGUUCUGUUUUAAAAGCGUAUGAUUUUAGUUCUUGUUUUAACUUGUAAAUUGUGGCAACAUGCUUUAGGGAAACCGUUUCUUUUCUCUCUCUCUCCACGCUUCACUAUCUGCCAGAAACAGCUUCCAGUGCUUGUCGCUGCUCCUUUCGUGUUUUAAUGAUUGCUGGCUUUCUAACAGCCCUAAACAGCCGGUCAGACAGUCUGGCCCUCCUCUUUGAGAUAAAUAUCACGAAACUGAAUUUCACCCUUUGUGUUUUUGUUUUCUUUUCUUUUUCUUUCACUGAGCUUGCAAGGAUUCUACCUCAGGCUGUUCAGAAUGACUGUCAAAGAAUACUAAUGCAAAACCUAGAUGACGAUACGAUAUCACUUGGUCUUAAAUGUUCUGUAGAGAUGGCCUGUGUGCAAUGAAGGAUGCAAAGCACUAGUCAAGACCUUCUGUGACUAUCUGUCUCCCAGAGUUGUGUGGAAAAACUGUAUGUACCUGCGUGGGGUAAUUUUAAAAAGAAAAAAAAAUAAUGUGUCGAGAAAAGACUUCAAAAUGAGAAAAUGUGUCUUUACUACCUUGUACAAAGUACCCUAAGUCUGUAAAUAAUUGUAUACAUAUUUCUAAACCUGUUUAAUUUUUCUAUGCACUUUUUUAUUUAUAAUGUUAUUUGCUUAAUAAAGAUGUUACAAUGUUUGAA
Silurus meridionalis is the source of this 14521-nucleotide messenger RNA. RefSeq names its product lysine (K)-specific methyltransferase 2Bb (gene kmt2bb). NCBI's taxonomy places the organism in Eukaryota, Metazoa, Chordata, Actinopteri, Siluriformes, Siluridae. Gene Ontology annotation, cellular component: histone methyltransferase complex; nucleus. Gene Ontology annotation, molecular function: zinc ion binding; protein binding; DNA binding. Gene Ontology annotation, biological process: positive regulation of DNA-templated transcription. The record is from RefSeq and is a predicted model, not a curated record.